UCCUCGUCACACGGUCAAACCCUUCGAUAGUGAAACCAAAUCAUUUACACCUAUAUGACGACUAGUAUUGAAAUUUAAUUACGUGAUGCAUGUUUUUGUUUACGUGAAGUCUUGUUUAACCUUACAACCUUACUGACGGAAAAAUAACUGACUGAAAACUCUUUACACGAUGAAUCUUGUGUUUGAACCAUACAGAUAUGUUCGGUUAUGUGAUUGUUUGCAUGUGCUUUUGCUUGCUAAAUAACAACUUGCCCUGCAUAUACUCUAUAUUGGACAAUUCACGCUCUCCUGGGCGACUAAUUUGUCCCUGGUCACGACUAAUAGGAUGAUGUGAGACGGUAUAAUGGAUGACAUUAUUUAUAUCAGCUCGGGCAGCGAUGACGACUCUGAUUUAGAGGUUAUAAGUAGUUACAAAGAAGAUGCAGCUCCGUUCAUCCAAACAGAAUGGAUCCCAGUCAAACCUGUCCUCAUCAACAUCACAGGCCACAAGUUGGUCCCUCCCAAGGGAAGAUGCUCGAGGAGAGAUACUUGUUCCACCUUAGAGGUGAUAGAUCUCAGUGACGAGUGUCCUCCUGAUGAUAUUGAUGUGCAGCUGCAGAAUUCAUCAUUGGCUCUGCCAUCAGUAGACAGUGGAGAGAAAAAUGUGGAGUAUUCUGUGCAUGUAAUACCAACAGCUAUUAGAAGAGCUCAAGAAUCAAAAUCUCGAACCAACAAUCUUGGAAAAGAUGGGGCUAAUUCAGGAUGCUUUAUAGGGAGCAGUGUGCAGUCACUCUGUCGGGAGAACUCUUUCACAGAACUGAAUAUCCAAAGGACAGAUGUUUUGCAUCAGGACACAAAUUGUAAUUCUAGCCUAUCGUCUGAGCAGUUGAGCUGGGACAACAGGUCUUUGGGACUUUGCAGCUCUUCAAGUAAAAGCCUGAUACCUUUUGAAAGUUCAUCUGUGGUACUGAAGAACUCCGUUGUAGAUGUACCAAAGGACACUAAAGAAACACAGCUUAGUGUCACAUCACUAGCUGCCUGUAGCGUAAGCGCAAACCAAGAAAACAAAGGAAAUCUUGAUUCUUCUCAAUUAUGGAAUACCAGUGUUGACUCUCCUUAUAGUCUUGACAGUCCAUGUUACUGCCCGAGUGAGGUAGAUGUAUAUAUAUUCUCUGAUGAAUCUAAUGAGGCUGAAGAUAAGCAUCAUCCAUUUACAAUGUGCAGCGGUCAACAAUCACCUCAAAGUUCUGUGCAUCUUUCUGAUAUUCAUACUGGGUCUGUGUGCAAUCCAGUUGCAUCGAAGGACUGUGAAACUUUGAAUAUGGGUGAAAGCGAGCAAAUACAUAAAAUGCCAAACACUCCGGUUUCACCGCAGCAUUCUUCCCGUUCCAUAUCUACCUCAUCAUGGGCAUCGCCCCCCUGUAGCCCAGAACUUAAAUCUAGACCGAAUCAGUCCAGUAAACGCAACAGUCCCACCUCCACAGAGAUCCUUGCCAGCGAUACAGUGGCAUACUCACAUGAUUUGUCUACAGAGAGCACACUAAGUAGUCCCCUUAGCUUCCCUAUCUCGCUGCCCCCUUCACCAGCCAUUUCAGAGAGAGCAGAGUUCAGAAGAAAUGAAUUCGAUCCACGAUCCUUUGAAGGCCCUUCAGUAGGUCUUUGGGAGACAAGCACAAGCAGUAGUGGAGACAAUGAAGGUGUGCUAGAUAAUGUGUCAGAUCUUUCUGAAGACAAUACAGAAGGCAGACAACAUAUUUGUCUGGCUCAGUACAGAAAGUUGAGGCAGAGUAUGGAUGGAACAGUUCCACAUAUGCGUGAAGGUGAAGAUGAACACUAUGGCUCUGCUGAACCCCUGUGCCGGCAGAGCCUCAGCUUGGUCUACAGCACUAUUGAGGAGAAUUACCCAGAGGGCACUCUUCAGCUGCUCUCUGACUUUAUUCAGCCUCGGUACUGUCCACCUGUGGAUAUCACAACACAUCUGCUCAGGGGGAUUUUCUUGGACCCACAGAGCUCCGAUGUUCUAGCCAUAGAGGCCUAUAACCUACUGAUGAAAACACAGAGAGAGGAUUACAACAGCAUCAAGACCUUGCUGGAUGCCUUGAAGUAUGAUAAGUAUGGCUGGGAGGUCAUAGGAGAUUUAAAAAUGGUGGCAUUCUUGAUGGGUCUCCAAGGCGGUUUUACCAAAUUUCCCUGCUAUCUUUGCCUUUGGGACAGCAGGGACACCAAGGCGCACUACCACAGGCGGGACUGGCCACAGCGGACCGAGUUCUCUGUGGGGAGGAACAACGUCAAGUGGGAGCCACUGGUGGACCCCCAGAAGGUGCUGAUGCCACCACUGCACAUCAAAUUGGGCCUUAUGAAACAGUUUGUCAGAGCUCUAGAUAAGGAGUCGGCAACCUUCAAGUACCUUCAAGACUUCUUCCCUAAGCUGUCUGAGGCAAAGGUCAAAGCCGGUGUCUUUGUCGGACCACAGAUAAAGAAGGAUUUUGGAUUCAUAUGCUGUCUUUUUCUGACUUUAUCUGAACAAAAAGACACAUUCUCCCGUUUUCUCAUUGGAAAUAGAUACCACCCUGUGGAUACAUCUACAGUCCCGUGGGACUGGGAACUGCUGAUGUCGGUAAUGGAGGAACAAGAGGACACUAGGAGUUUGCGGACAGACAUAAAGAACAUGCUCCUGCAAUAUGUGUUGCAGGUUUUAGAAGAUGACUUUCAGUUUAAACACACAACUCGGCGUCUUCAACAAUCUAUUGCAAAGACAAUGCUGUCAUGUGACCAAAGGUUCAGACAGGUCAGGGAUAUAAUUAAUUGGAUGAUGACUGCUGCUAAGAAAUCAGUGACCCACUCGAAUGAUGUGGAAUAUCCAAAGAAAGAGAAGGACAACUAUCUUAAGAUUGUAUUAUCACUUCAGAGGAUGCUGACAUUGGCCCUGGAGGUGGACAAGACCCCAACCUGCAGUUCAAGCAAACUUUCUCAAGAGCUCUUCCAUGGUCUUAACAGCAUGUCUCCAUGGCGGCAAUUAAGACACUUAUUGUUAAGUACAAUGGAGAGCAAGCUGCUGAGGUGUAAGUUAUUGGAGCUGCUGUUGGAAGAUGCUUGUUCUCAGAAGAGACCCUUGCCAAUGUCCCUAAGCUUGCUUCUACACUACCUCCAGAACUCAUCACUGGCUUCAGACCCCUCUGAUGGAGCAGAGAGAUGGAAGAAGUGGGAUGAACUUCUCCAACUGCUGUGGAUGCUGAUGCUCAGUUAUGAAGAGGUGGUGACAGGUCACCUACGCUGUCCCAUCACAGAGCGUUUUGACAGGAUGCGCGCUCCGAUUUGGACGCGGCAUGAUCAGGUGACACCGUCUGCAGUGCGAGUGGCAGCAGAGGCCUUCCUGUGUCGUGCAGCAGCGGACAUUGGCCAUGCUCUCCCCAUGGAAACGCAGGAGUCACUAUCUCAACUACAGGAACACUUAACUGAUGUUUCCAGUGUUAUUUCAAGUCAUUAGACUUUUUUUUUUAUUUUUAAGAAAAUAAUAUAUUUAUAUAAUUUUCUAAAUAUAUUUUAAAUGUAUGUAUGUUUGUUCACUACCAGUACUCAUCAAAUAUACAAUACUUAAUCAGUCAUGUUAAAAAAAAAUUUUUUUUGGACUUCUUCAAAAGCUUGCAUACAUACCAGUAAAUAACUUAAGAGGGCUAUGUGAGUAAAGAUAAAUACCUCAAAGUUGUAUCUCUACCAAGUAAAUUUUAGAGCAACCAUCAAAAUCACUGCAAUGUACAUGAUUUCCUACAUACAAUGUUUUACAAUGUACAGUGAAAUACUAUGAUGUACAACCCCAAUUCCAAAAAAGUUGGGACAGUAUGAAAAAUGCUAAUAAAA
Molecule: messenger RNA, 3837 nt
Organism: Myxocyprinus asiaticus (Chinese sucker)
Lineage: Eukaryota; Metazoa; Chordata; Actinopteri; Cypriniformes; Catostomidae
Gene: simc1
Product: SUMO interacting motifs containing 1
Exons: 11
Coding region: 344-3466 (1040 amino acids)
Source: RefSeq, a predicted model, not a curated record